Messenger RNA from Candoia aspera, 2889 nucleotides. Its product is annotated as vomeronasal type-2 receptor 26-like. The transcript is spliced from 8 exons. Gene Ontology annotation, biological process: G protein-coupled receptor signaling pathway. The record is from RefSeq and is a predicted model, not a curated record. Gene Ontology annotation, molecular function: G protein-coupled receptor activity. The coding region runs from base 1 to 2889 and encodes 962 amino acids. Lineage: Eukaryota; Metazoa; Chordata; Lepidosauria; Squamata; Candoiidae. Gene Ontology annotation, cellular component: plasma membrane.
AUGACAGUACUACUGCCAGACAUUGUUUGCCAUAUUCCUGCUAUAACCGCAACAUGUUCUGUGGGCAAGCUUCAUCUUAUGAAGCAUAAAUAUUAUCAUUCAGGAGAUCUCAUCAUUGCUGGCAUUUUACCACAGUCCUACAUGAUGUCUGAAACAAUGAAGUUUAAAAGGCAUCCAUCUGAAGAACUGAUUUAUGACUUCAUCUGUGAUUGGCAAACAAUGUGGCUGCUUGAAGUAGGUACAGACAAACGCUACAUCUGUAUUCUUACAUACUCCAAAGGUGAACCUCAUGAAAGAAGGUUUUUCCUACAGAAUUACCAGCAUGUCCUAGCUCUGAUUUUUGCUGUAAAGGAGAUCAAUGAACAUUCCCUCAUCUUACCUAACAUAACUUUGGGGAUUCACGUUGCUGAUAGCUAUUUCAUGGCAAGAGGGACCACCUUUGCUUCAGUUGAGCUUCUCUCCACACGGGGCAGGUUCAUCCCCAAUUAUAAGUGUGAUGCCAAGGACUGGGCAGUAUCUGUUAUUGCAGGACCUACCUCUCACAUCUGUUCCUUCAUGGCAAACGUUCUGAAUGUCUACAAGAUGCCCCAGUAUUACCAGCCAGGGGAUUUCAUCAUUGCUGGCAUUUUGUCUCAGAUCUACAUUUUUUCGAGUCCAAUCAGCUUUCAGAAGCAGCCUUCUGAGGAGAGUUUUGAUGACCUUGUGAUGUUCACUCAGAAUUACCAGCACAUCCUGGCCUUGGCAUUUGCUGUGAAGGAAAUCAAUGAGAAUAACCAACUCUUACCCAAUUUCACUUUGGGCUUCCACAUUUUAAAUAGCCAUUUUUUUGCAAGAUGGACCUAUCUUGCCUCUUUGGAACUUCUAUCCACAAAGGACAAAUUCAUCCCUAACUACAAAUGUGACACUCAGAAUAACAUUUUGGGAGUCAUUGGGGGACCUAAUUCCGAAGUCUCUCUCCACAUGACAAACAUCCUGAGCACCUACAAAGUUCCACAGAUCCUGUAUGGCUCAUCUCCAAUAAUAAAUGACAAAACCAAAGAAGAUUUCUUCCACCAGAUGUUUCCAGAUGGGAACCAUCAGUAUAUGGGGAUUCUUGAGUUGCUGCUGCAUUUCAGGUGGACCUGGAUUGGUGUGAUUUCUUUUGAUGAUGACAAUGGAGAGAUAUUUAAACAGGAUAUACUUCCCAUAUUUUCUCAACGGGGUAUCUGUGUGGAGUUCUUAGAAACAAUGCCCAAAAUAUCUUUUUCAGGUGACAUUGCUGAAACAGCAAUGGAUUGGUUUGGAACCUCACAUAUUGUCACAGGAAGUACUGCCAAUACUGUUAUUAUACAAGGAGAAAUACAUACUAUUAGUGUCUUAAGAUCAAUUUUCCACUUUGCCCAAUUUUAUGAUAUAACAGUUGAGAGCCGAGUGUGGAUUAUGACAGCCCAGAUGGAUUUUGCAUCUCCUGGUUUUCUAAGAGAUUGGGACAUACAUUGCCUCCAUGGGGCUCUAUCAUUCGCUAUUCACACAAACUAUCCUAGAGGAUUCCAGACCUUUCUGAAGGAAAGAAACCCUAUCUCAGAAAACAGAGAUGGCUUUAUCAGAGUCUUCUGGAAAGAUGCAUUUAAUUGUGACUUCUCAAAUUCCACUCUGGAUGAGAGAGAUGAGUUGAUUUGCACAGGGGAGGAAAAGCUGGAGACUUUACCUGGGACCCUGUUUGACAUAGGCAUGUCCGGCCACAGUUACAGCAUCUACAAUGCAGUUUACAUUACGGCGUAUGCUCUGCAUGCAAUAACUUCAUCCAAGUCAAAAGGGAGAGCAAAGAUGAGAUGGUUAAGACAAAAUCGACUGAAUGAAGAGCCAUGGCAGGAGAGACCCCGUUCCCUGUGUAAUGACAAUUGUCAUUCAGGUUCUAGUAAGAUCAGGAUAGAAGGGAAACCAUUUUGCUGCUAUGGGUGCCGUUCAUGUCCAGAAGGGAAGAUUGCAAAUCGGAAAGACAUGGAUUAUUGUUUGCCAUGCCCAGAUGGACAGUAUCCAAACAACAACCAUGACUCGUGCCUUCCAAAACAUAUAGUUUUCCUGUCUUAUGAAGACCCCUUAGGGACCAGUUUGGCCACUACGGCAAUUGUCUUUGCUUGCAUUGCUACUGUGGUGCUUGGGAUCUUCAUCACAUACCAGGACACUCCCAUCGUCAAGGCCAAUAACCGGAACAUCACCUACCUUCUCCUCGUCUCCCUUGUGCUCUCAUUCCUUUGCAGUUUAUUGUUCAUUGGACAACCAGAAAAGGUGACCUGCCUUUUCCGACAACCUGCUUUUGGGAUCGUCUUCUCAGUAGCCAUUUCUUGUGUGUUGGCCAAAACCAUCAUUGUGAUUUUAGCUUUCAUGGCUUCAGUUCCAGGAUCCAAGAUGAGGAGAUGGCUGGGCAAACAAUUAGAUAAUUACAUUGUUGUUUCCUGCUCCCUUAUUCAACUCAUUGUUUGCACUGUGUGGCUUGUAACCUCACCCCCAUACCCAGAUGCUGAUAUGAACUUAGUGGCAGAUGAAAUCAUCCUGGGAUGUAACGAAGGCUCCACUCUCAUGUUUUACUGCGUCUUGCUCUACCUGCUUUUCCUUGCCAUUGUUGGCUUCAGUGUGGCUUUCCAAGCCCGGCAUUUGCCGGACAGUUUUAAUGAGACCAAGUUUAUCUCCUUCAGCCUGUUGUGUUUUUGCAGUGUCUGGUUGUCCUUUUUUCCCACAUAUCUGAGUACCAAGGGGAAAUACAUGGUGGCUGUGGAGAUCUUUUCCAUACUAUCUUCCAGUGCAGGGUUACUGGGCUGCAUCUUCUUUCCCAAAUGCUUUGUUAUUCUAAUGAGGCCUGAUCUGAACAAUAAGAAACAGUUAAUGAGAGGCAAGAAAGUGGAAACAUAG